Messenger RNA from Phialemonium atrogriseum, 1563 nucleotides. RefSeq lists its product as uncharacterized. NCBI's taxonomy places the organism in Eukaryota, Fungi, Ascomycota, Sordariomycetes, Cephalothecales, Cephalothecaceae. The coding region runs from base 1 to 1563 and encodes 520 amino acids. The transcript is spliced from 5 exons. The record is from RefSeq and is a predicted model, not a curated record. Gene Ontology annotation, molecular function: catalytic activity; iron-sulfur cluster binding.
AUGUUUUUGCGACUCGCCAGAACCAAGAUUGUUCGGCCAUCGGGCCAGUAUGCAGCCCCGAGGCUGGCCCGUGGAGUGGCCUCUAUGCCCCCCCGGCUUGCUCAGGUCGUGACCUCCGGACAGGAAUCCGGAAGCAACCAGCAGGGUCUCGAGGUGCCUCUUCGGGAUCCUGCCCACCGCAUCAUGCCCAUCAGCCAUCCAACCCAGGGCGUGGCCGGAUCGCCAACAGCUACAGCUACAGGUGCUGCUACUACAGGCUUGCCCCUUUUGGGCCAACAGGACGAGUUCUGGCGCAAGGUUCCCGUGUGGGAGAAUGUGUCGGCAAACGAGUUCCUCUCGUAUCGUUGGGGUAUCGCAAAUACAGUCCAGGGCGGCCCCAAGCUCCUGAAGUUCCUGAAUGCCGUCCUCCCGGACCACGUGCCUUACGACGGGGAGAGCACCCAGAUGCAGACGCGCGAUGAGCUCGUCAAGGAUGUCUUUGACGGCGUCACCGCUGCCACCAUGGCCAUCCGCAUAACCCCUUACAUUUUGAGUCGCAUCGACUGGAAGAAGCCCCGUCAGGACCCUAUCUUCCGGCAAUUCCUCCCAAUGAAGUCGGUCAUGCUUCCCGACCACCCUAAGCUCACACUCGACUCGCUGCAUGAGACGGCCGACUCCCCGGUCAAGGGCCUUGUGCAUCGCUACCCUGACAAGGCCCUCUUUUUGCCAACUUCCGUGUGUCCGACCUACUGCAUGUUCUGCACCCGCUCCUACGCCGUUGGCGCCGACACCGACACCGUCACCAAGGCGUCGCUGAAGCCAACGCGCAAGCGCUGGGAGGAGGCAUUCACGUACAUCGCCAGCAAGCCAGGCUUGCACGACAUCGUCGUGUCGGGGGGCGACUCGUACUACCUGAUGCCGGAGCACCUCCGGCUGAUUGGCGAGCGGCUGAUCAGCAUCCCCAACAUCCGGCGCUUCCGCUUCGCAUCCAAGGGGCUCGCGGUGGCGCCCAGCCGCAUCAUCGACGGGUCCGACGGCUGGGUCGACGCCCUGAUCGACGUGUCCAACCAGGCCAAGCGCGCCGGAAAGUCGGUGGCCCUGCACACGCACUUCAACCACCCCAACGAGAUCUCGUGGGUCACCCAGAUGGCCAGCCAGAAGCUGCUUGAGGCCGGCGUCAUGGUCCGCAACCAGACAGUCCUCCUCCGCGGCAUCAAUGACGAUUUUGACACCAUGUCGACCUUGAUCCGUAAGCUGGCCGACAACAACAUCUUCCCGUACUACGUCUACCAGUGCGACAUGGUCGAGAAGGUAGAGCACCUCCGCACGCCGCUGCAGAUGAUCCUCGACCUGGAGGCGCGGAUGCGCGGCUCCAUCGCCGGGUUCAUGAUGCCGCAGUUCGUGGUGGACCUCCCCGGCGGCGGCGGCAAGCGCCUGGCCUGCUCGCACCGGUCCUACGACCGCGCCACGGGCCUGUCGACCUACAUGGCGCCCGCGGUCAAGGGCCGCGACAAGGAGAACAGGGUCUACGAGUACUACGACCCUGUCGACUCGCUCGUCGAGCCGCAGGUGCUGGCCAACUAG